Molecule: messenger RNA, 1738 nt
Organism: Dothidotthia symphoricarpi CBS 119687
Lineage: Eukaryota; Fungi; Ascomycota; Dothideomycetes; Pleosporales; Dothidotthiaceae
Exons: 2
Coding region: 164-1423 (419 amino acids)
Cellular component (GO): membrane
Source: RefSeq, a predicted model, not a curated record
GAGUAAGACUGAUGAAUGGAAAGAAGCUCUGUCCUCAGACGCAAGCGUGUGCUUGUCUGGAGGCGUGAUUAGGUAAUACUCGGACGGAGUUUCCAUCCAGAUAUCGCCGACGGACUUCUCAGAGCUCCGCCGCCAUGCCCGUCAUCACUCUCCAAACUUCACAAUGGCGUCGCGCACCCGACUGGCAGCCUCCACGGCUUCCAGCUUACUACGAACCACACGGCCAACAACUUUCUCAAGGAUAACGCCGUGUGCUGCUGCUCUGAGCACCUCCUCUAUCCGCAGCUUCUCGCAGCUCAACUCGCAUUCCGCCACGAACCCUGCCAGCGUCUUCUCCUCACCUGGUGGCUCCCAAUCUGGACCUCCUACAUACUUCUCAUCACAUAAGCGCACUCCAACAAACACCGUCAUCCGGUUCGUACCACAGCAGACAGCAUGGAUCGUCGAGCGUAUGGGAAAGUUCAACCGCAUACUGGAGCCUGGUCUUGCUGUCCUGAUCCCGUUUAUCGACCGGAUAGCCUAUGUCAAGAGCUUGAAGGAGAAUGCCCUGGAGAUCCCUAGCCAGAGCGCCAUCACCGCGGACAACGUGACACUGGAGCUUGACGGUGUUCUGUACACGAGGGUGUUUGAUGCAUACAAGGCGAGCUACGGUGUCGAAGACGCCGAGUACGCCAUCUCCCAGCUCGCGCAGACGACCAUGCGAUCCGAAAUCGGUCAGCUCUCGCUCGACCACGUCCUGAAAGAGCGCGCCAACCUAAACGCAAACAUCACCGCCGCUAUCAACGAGGCAGCUCAAGACUGGGGCGUCACCUGCCUGCGAUACGAGAUCCGCGAUAUCCACGCACCAGAACCCGUCGUCGAAGCUAUGCACCGCCAGGUCACCGCCGAGCGCUCGAAGCGUGCUGAAAUCUUGGAGUCAGAAGGUCAGAGACAGUCUGCUAUCAACAUCGCCGAGGGAAAGAAGCAGUCGGUCAUUCUUGCAUCUGAGGCUUUGAGGGCAGAGCAGAUCAACUUGGCAAACGGAGAGGCUGAGGCUAUUCUGCUGAAGGCCCAGGCUACUGCAGGUGGUAUCGAUGCCGUUGCGCAGGCGAUCACAAAAGGAGAAGGCGCUGCACAGAACGCUGUCUCGCUCUCUGUUGCAGAGAAGUACGUCGACGCCUUCGCAAACCUGGCCAAGGAGGGCACAAGCGUUAUUGUUCCUGGCAACGUUGGGGACAUUGGCAGCAUGAUUGCCAGCGCCAUGGCAGUGUACGGCAAGGUCAAUGACGCGUCAGCCAAGAACAUGGCGACAAAGAUGGUACAAGGCGGAAGCCAAGAUACUCAAGCCAACAAGAGGAUCGCGGACUCUGGAAGCGAAAACAGAACUGGCGGGGUACAUGAAGAGAUCAACAAGAUCAUGGAUCAACGACUGAACAAGAAGUAAACGCACAGUACGAGCAAGACUAGAUCAGUUGCAUAACCAGGGAAGGAGAAUGGAGCAUCGGACAGGAUACGACAGGGUUGUACAUUAUGUCAUGCUGUAUCACUAGCGAGCGUCAUGUAAGCAUUGGGUUCAUGGGGUAUGAAAUGCAAAAGCAAGCGAUUUCACGGAUUCUCUUCUCUUUGCCGCAGGGAUUUGGCUGGAAGCCAGUGUCUUCUCAGCGAGUCUCCCCUCUUCUUGCGCAGAAACUCUACACUCGAACAAUAGUAGAGAAUAGACUACUUGGACAUCUCAUCACUACCAUGGAAUGUGGGAGGA